CCUCCCACUUUGCAGUCGGCCUACUAGACUCGGCCAAUCAAGAACAGCUCUCCCACGACUCGGGAGUUCUGUCUGCCCAUGUGAGUUUCCCGGGAAAGAAGUUUUCGAGCGCCUGGCUGAGGCCGGGAACAGUGGAAAAACUUCCAGGGGCCCUCUAUGCUCCUGAAGGGGCAGUUGAGGUUUUCCAGCAGGAUUCAGUGAUUCCUUUCCUUCCCCAAUGGCAACACUGGUGGCCAAAGACUCCUAUCUUCAGAAUCUAGCCAAGAAAAUCUGUUCCCAGCAGACUGUGGAGCCACAGAAACGAAAAUGGGCUCCCAAACCUGGGAAUCUAGAAACUACUGGACCCCCAAAGAAGAAGAAGAAGAAGAAGGAGCAGAAAAAGAAAUUCCAGAAGCAGGAUGGAAAGGCCAAGGGGGUGCAGAAUAAGCCCUCUGACAGCAAGCAACCUGAAGCUUCUAACGCCAAGAAACCUGCAGUCACAGCGAGGAAGGCAGGUUCCAGCUCCAGUGGAGGCUCUGCAGUUGUUCCUGCCAGCAAGCCUGGCUCCUUCCUAGCCAUGGACAUUCUGCGCCAGCGGCUGCAUGAGAAAAUACAGGCGGCCAGUGGUCAGGGUCACACCAAAGAGCUGUCUCCUGCUGCACUGGAGAAGAGGCAAAGGAGGAAGCAGGAACGGGAGAGGAAGAAGCGGAAACGCAAGGAGCUCAGGGCCAAGGAGAAAGCAGCCAAGGCUGAAGACAAAGCUGAAACCAAGGAGGCUAACACAGAACCCCCUAAGAGGGAUCCACAGGGCCUGACUGAACUGGUAUUCAAUAAGUUGGAGGUAGGUGAGGGGCCAGUCAACAAGGCCCAGAAGAAGAAGGAAAAGAGGCAGCGUGUGAAGGGGAACCUGACCCCCUUGACAGGGAAGAACUAUAAACAGUUGUUGGAGCGUGUGCAGGCCCGCAAGAACAAGCUUGAGGAACUGAAGGAACAGGAUGAGGAGAAGGCGCGGGAGAUGGAGACCAAAAUGAAGUGGACAAACCUUCUGUACAAGGCCGAAGGCGUGAAAAUCCGUGACAAUGAAGAGCUUCUGAAGGCAGCCUUGAAACGCAAGGAGAAGCGUCGAGCCCAGAGGAAACGGCAGUGGGAGAAGCGCACGGCCCAUGUAGUAGAGAAGAUGCAGCAGCAGCAGGACAAACGACGGCGGAACCUGCGCAAGAAGAAGGUGGCCAAGAUAGAGCGUCGCAAGGCCAAGGCUCGCAAGAAGGGCCGAAUCCUGCCUGAGGACCUGGAGAAGGCUGGGCUCAGCUAAGGGAUGGGGAGAUUCUCCCACUGCUCUGGGAGACUUGUCCUUACUAACCCCAGCCAUGCAUUUUUUCCAGGAUGUGGAUUCCCAUCUGGAUUCCCAUGGCUGCCUCAUGCAGCAGAGAAAGAGUUGCAUUUGUUAAGUACCUGCAAUGUGUGCAUCAUGGCAAGGAACUGGAGAUUCAAUGGCAAAAAUUUUAAAGCAACCCGUUCUCAAGGAGUUUCUUAAGAUGUGGCUCAAGUCUUCCAUAAAAUUUUUGGCUUAAUGCUAUUCUCCUAGCUUUCUAUGUGUGGGGGUUGCUUCUAGUACCUAUUUUCCCUCCCCUCCUCCUCUUCCUCCCUAUUUCCCACUUCCCAGUAACAGUCAUUCCAUCUCUAGGGCUGGAUGACAAAAUAGCCUGACUUCAAUCCCAUCAGAGUAUAGUACCUGAAUGGUAUAUGUGGGCUACAUGCAGGUUCUCCAGUCUGGUAGGAAGUUCACAUACUUGGUCCAGGGAGUUGGAGUAUAGGUCAGCUCAUGGCUUUUUAAUCUUCUAGGACCCUAGAGAAGCCAAUAGAAUAGUCUCUACCCAGGUUUAAAUUUUUUUUCUUUUUUAUUGUGAACUGAAUAAGCAUCAACAAACAUAAACAUUUUCCAUAUUAAAAAACACACAAGGUACAGCUAAGUGUCACAGUGGAUAAAACACCGGCCCUGGAUUCAGGAGGACCUGAGUUCAAAUCCACCUCAGACACUUGACACUUACUAGCUGUGUGACUCUGGGCAAGUCACUUAACCCUCAUUGCCCCACCAAAAAAAUAUAAAAACACAACAGGAAAAGAGGAUCGUAUAUAAAACCACAAAUUUCUGUUAUACUUAGAGUUGUAGUGGUCAAAUAUUAAGACAAAUGUUGGAUGCAUAAUCCAGGACUAAGUUAAGAAUAAAGGAAAUUGGGGCAGCUAGGUGGCACAGUGGAUAGAACACUGGCCCUGGAUUCAGGAGGACCUGAGUUCAAAUCCGGCCUCAGACACUUAACACUAGCUGUGUGACCCUGGGCAAGUCACUUAACCCCAGUUGCCUCACCAAAAAAAAAAAAAAGAAUAAAGAAAAUUUCUCCAGUAUUUCCUUCUAGGAAACAUUGGCCAUCAGUUGGAUUGAAUAAUCCCAUUGGAAAACCAGAUGGAGAAUUUGUUUAGGUACAGAUCUUUCCUUCUCCCAAUUACCACAGGAGUUGCUGGACCAACCUGCUUAAAUCUCAUGUAGAAUGGAAAUAAUGGUGUUUGGGGGUUUUAGAAUAGACAAAUAGCAAAUUUAGAAUAAAUAGUUAAAUAAAUGGACACAAAAUUAAAACAGUUAAAUUAAACUUGAGUGUCUCUUUCUCUUUGCACUCAAAACUGUGAUGGUCAGCAACUGUUAGGCAAGUUAAAGUGAGAGAUUGUGCCUUUUAAUCCUCUUCACUACUUUAUGCUACUUUUCACCGGCCAGUACAAGGAUGACCUUCCAAAAGAGAAGCUUUUAAAAUAAUUAUUUUCAGCAUUUUUUUUUUACAUUUUGAAUUCUAAAUUCUCUUCCUUCACUCCCUCCUUCAUCCACCGAGAAGGCAAACAAUAUGUAAAUAUAAGACAUUUCAGUAUUAUCCAUGUUUCAAAAACAGCAAGAAAAUUAGUGAAAAAAGUAUGCUUCAAUCUGCAUUAAGAGUUCAUCAGGGGGCAGCUAGGUGGCGCAGUGGAUAGAGCACCGGCCCUGGAUUCAGGAGGACCUGAGUUCAAAUCUGCCUCAGACACUUGAU
This is a messenger RNA of Dromiciops gliroides (monito del monte), 3050 nucleotides long. RefSeq names its product surfeit 6 (gene SURF6). Bases 218 to 1291 code for a protein of 357 amino acids. The record is from RefSeq and is a predicted model, not a curated record. NCBI's taxonomy places the organism in Eukaryota, Metazoa, Chordata, Mammalia, Microbiotheria, Microbiotheriidae. Gene Ontology annotation, biological process: ribosomal small subunit biogenesis; ribosomal large subunit biogenesis. The transcript is spliced from 5 exons. Gene Ontology annotation, molecular function: DNA binding; RNA binding. Gene Ontology annotation, cellular component: nucleolus.